AUGGCUGUUCCUCCACCAGGAUACGACACAGUGCUUCUUCGCGAACACCUAUAUCAAGAUCUCAAGAACAGGUAUCUUGUGAUCCCUCCGGAAGCCCAUGAGGCCGGCUUCAGGCCGGUCCAUGAAAUUGGGCUGGGACUAUUUAAUUACUACCUUGUCGACCAGCACAGCAUCCAUGGCACUGGCAUUCAUGGAAUUAUGGAGGUUGUGCUGGAUAUUCUCUUGCUAACGCUGGUCGGAGCCUGUCUAUUUGGCAUAUAUAAGGUGGUCUCCUCCUGGAAAAAGAGGGCUCUGAAGCCCGUGCUGCUCAAAAAACAACACACCGAGGACCUCGAGAAGGGUGUUUCCAGCGAUGUCAAACUCUCGUACGCGCCUGAUCUGCCAUCUCUCGUGCACAGUCCCGCCACACCAGUCUGCUCGGAAUCGACUCCGUCGAGCGUGCACACCACUCCGAUCACAAACCUCAUGGAAUUCGAUGUUCCGUACAAACACGACUACAACCCCGAGCUCCACCACAGCCUACUCAUGAGCAGUCUCAAGAUCCAGUAA
This is a messenger RNA of Ogataea angusta, 549 nucleotides long. RefSeq lists its product as uncharacterized. The transcript has a single exon. Bases 1 to 549 code for a protein of 182 amino acids. Lineage: Eukaryota; Fungi; Ascomycota; Pichiomycetes; Pichiales; Pichiaceae. The record is from RefSeq and is a predicted model, not a curated record.